CUGUUUCUGUAGUGCAGUGCCUGGAGAUGACCACCAAGCGGAAAAUCAUCGGCCGACUGGUGCCGUGCCGAUGUUUCCGAGGUGAAGAAGAAAUCAUCUCAGUUUUAGACUACUCCCACUGCAGUCUUCAGCAGGUGCCGAAGGAGGUCUUUAACUUCGAGCGGACAUUAGAGGAGCUUUAUCUAGAUGCCAAUCAAAUCGAAGAGCUACCCAAGCAAUUGUUCAACUGUCAAGCUCUAAGAAAACUAAGUAUUCCUGAUAAUGAUCUUUCAAAUCUGCCAACCACUAUUGCUAGUUUAGUUAAUCUUAAAGAACUCGACAUCAGUAAAAAUGGUGUACAAGAAUUUCCAGAAAACAUUAAGUGCUGUAAGUGUUUAACAAUUAUUGAAGCCAGUGUCAAUCCCAUUUCUAAACUCCCUGAUGGCUUCACGCAGCUUCUAAAUCUGACCCAGCUCUACCUGAAUGACGCCUUUCUUGAAUUUCUUCCAGCUAAUUUUGGAAGACUUGUCAAAUUGCGGAUCUUGGAGUUAAGAGAAAAUCAUUUGAAAACUCUACCAAAGUCAAUGCACAAACUGGCCCAGUUGGAAAGACUUGACCUAGGCAAUAAUGAAUUCAGUGAGCUGCCUGAAGUUCUGGAUCAAAUACAAAAUUUAAGGGAGCUGUGGAUGGAUAAUAAUGCAUUACAAGUGCUACCUGGGUCUAUAGGGAAGUUAAAGAUGUUGGUAUACCUGGAUAUGUCAAAAAACAGAAUAGAAACGGUUGACUUGGACAUUUCUGGAUGUGAAGCCCUUGAGGACCUCUUACUGUCAUCCAAUAUGUUGCAACAGUUGCCUGACUCUAUAGGACUGUUGAAAAAACUAACUACUCUAAAAGUAGAUGACAAUCAACUUACAAUGCUACCCAACACAAUCGGAAAUUUAUCGUUAUUGGAAGAAUUUGACUGCAGCUGUAAUGAACUGGAGUCUCUACCUUCUACUAUUGGCUACCUUCAUAGUCUUCGAACAUUAGCAGUCGAUGAGAAUUUCCUUCCAGAAUUACCCCGAGAAAUUGGAAGCUGUAAGAAUGUAACAGUUAUGUCUCUACGCUCCAAUAAACUGGAAUUUCUUCCUGAAGAGAUUGGACAGAUGCAGAAGCUAAGAGUCUUAAAUUUGAGUGACAACAGAUUGAAGAAUUUACCAUUCUCGUUUACCAAACUUAAAGAGCUUGCAGCUUUGUGGCUUUCUGACAAUCAGUCCAAAGCCCUUAUCCCUUUGCAAACUGAAGCCCAUCCAGAAACAAAGCAAAGAGUAUUGACUAACUACAUGUUUCCCCAGCAACCUCGUGGUGAUGAAGAUUUCCAGUCAGACAGUGACAGCUUUAACCCUACACUGUGGGAAGAGCAGAGACAACAACGCAUGACUGUUGCCUUUGAAUUUGAAGAAAAAAAGGAAGAUGACGAAAAUGCUGGGAAAGUUAAGGAUCACUCCUGCCAAGCCCCCUGGGAAAGGGGCCAGCGUGGGAUUACUCUCCAACCUGCCAGACUGUCUGGCGAUUGCUGCACACCAUGGGCCAGGUGUGAUCAGCAGAUCCAAGAUAUGCCCGUCCCCCAGAAUGACCCACAGCUGGCAUGGGGUUGUAUAAGUGGCCUCCAGCAGGAAAGGAGCAUGUGUACUCCAUUGCCAGUUGCAGCACAAUCCACCACUCUUCCCUCUCUAAGUGGCAGACAGGUUGAAAUAAACCUAAAACGAUAUCCAACUCCUUAUCCAGAGGAUUUAAAGAAUAUGGUAAAAUCUGUUCAAAAUCUGGUGGGUAAGCCAAGCCAUGGAGUGCGUGUUGAGAAUUCAAAUCCAACUGCUAACACGGAGCAAACUGUGAAAGAAAAAUAUGAACACAAGUGGCCUGUAGCCCCAAAGGAGAUUACAGUGGAGGAUUCUUUUGUUCAUCCAGCUAAUGAAAUGAGGAUUGGGGAACUUCACCCUUCAUUAGCUGAGACCCCUCUGUACCCACCCAAACUUGUUCUGCUAGGGAAGGACAAAAAAGAAUCAACUGAUGAGUCUGAAGUUGACAAAACUCACUGUCUGAAUAACAGUGUUUCCUCAGGCACUUACUCAGACUACUCGCCUUCCCAGGCUUCCUCAGGAUCCUCUAACACCCGGGUUAAAGUGGGGUCCUUGCAGACAACAGCUAAAGAUGCAGUACAUAAUUCUUUAUGGGGUAACAGGAUUUCGCAAUCUUUCCCACAGCCUCUCGAUUCAAAGCCAUUACUCAGCCAGCGGGAGGCUGUUCCCCCGGGGAAUGUACCGCAGCGUCCAGACCGGCUGCCAAUGAGUGACGCCUUCACAGACAACUGGCCUGAUGGUUCACAUUAUGAUAACACAGGGUUUGUUGCAGAGGAGACCGCAGGCGAGAAUGCCAACAACAAUCCUCUCUUAAGUUCAAAAUCUAGAAGCACAUCUUCUCACGGACGCAGGCCUUUGCUUAGGCAGGAUAGGAUUGUUGGUGUUCCCCUGGAACUCGAGCAGUCUACACACAGACACACACCAGAAACAGAAGUGCCUCCUUCCAAUCCCUGGCAGAAUUGGACCAGAACCCCUAGUCCUUUUGAAGACAGGACCGCUUUCCCUUCCAAAUUAGAGACAACCCCCACCACCAGCCCAUUGCCUGAAAGGAAAGAACAUAUAAAAGAAUCUGCUGAAAUACCUAGUCCUUUUUCUCCAGGAGUACCAUGGGAGUAUCACGAUUCCAAUCCCAACAGGAGUCUUAGCAAUGUCUUUUCUCAGAUCCACUGCCGCCCAGAAUCUUCUAAAGGUGUUAUUUCCAUUAGCAAAAGCACAGAGAGGCUUUCCCCACUCAUGAAAGAUAUCAAGUCCAAUAAAUUCAAAAAGUCCCAGAGUAUCGAUGAGAUUGACAUUGGUACGUACAAGGUGUAUAACAUACCGUUAGAAAACUAUGCUUCUGGGAGUGAUCACUUAGGAAGCCAUGAACGGCCAGAUAAAAUGUUGGGACCAGAGCAUGGUAUGUCCAGUAUGUCUCGAAGCCAGUCGGUCCCAAUGCUGGAUGACGAGAUGCUCACGUAUGGAAGUAGUAAAGGGCCACAGCAACAAAAAGCUUCCAUGACCAAAAAAGUCUAUCAGUUUGACCAAAGCUUCAAUCCCCAAGGAGCAGUGGAAGUUAAAGCCGAAAAGAGGAUACCGCCCCCGUUUCAACACAAUUCUGAGUACGUGCAACAGCCCGGCAAAAACAUCGGCAAGGAUUUGGUUAGUCCCAGAGCUUACAGAGGAUACCCACCGAUGGAGCAAAUGUUCUCGUUUUCUCAGCCAUCCGUUAAUGAGGAUGCUGUGGUGAAUGCCCAGUUCGCAAGCCAAGGUGCCAGGACGGGCUUCCUGAGAAGAGCCGACUCCCUGGCGAGCUCCACAGAGAUGGCCAUGUUUAGAAGGGUCAGUGAACCUCAUGAGCUGCCUCCGGGUGAUAGGUACGGCAGACCUCCGUAUAGGGGCGGUCUGGAUCGCCAAAGCAGCGUUUCAGUGACUGAGUCCCAGUUCCUGAAAAGGAAUGGCAGGUACGAAGAUGAACACCCUUCAUAUCAAGAAGUGAAAGCUCAGGCGGGAAGUUUUCCAGUUAAAAACCUUACGCAGAGGAGGCCAUUGUCUGCAAGAAGCUACAGUACAGAGAGUUACGGUGCCUCCCAAACCAGGCCAGUUUCAGCUAGGCCUACUAUGGCAGCUCUUUUGGAAAAACUGCCAUCUGACUAUAACUUGGGUAACUAUGGUGACAAGCCAUCAGAUAACAGUGAUAUAAAGCCGAGGCCCGCCCCUGUGAGGGGAGAGGAGAGCUGUGGGAAAAUGCCUGCAGACUGGAGACAGCAGCUGCUUAGACAUAUAGAAGCUAGAAGGUUAGACAGGAAUGCUGCUUACAAACACAACACAGUUAACCUUGGCAUGCUGCCCUAUGGAGGUAUUUCAGCAAUGCAUGCAGGCAGAAGCAUGACUUUAAACUUGCAGACUAAGUCUAAAUUUGAUCUACAAGAACUACCUCUUCAGAAAACCCCGUCCCAGCAAAGCAACAUUUUAGACAAUGGACAAGAAGAUGUAUCUCCUAGUGGCCAAUGGAAUCCUUAUCCUCUUGGGAGGCGGGAUGUACCUCCGGACACCAUUACUAAAAAGGCAGGCAGCCACAUCCAGACUCUGAUGGGGUCCCAAAGCCUUCAGCAUCGGAGCCGGGAGCAGCAGGGAUAUGAGGGGAAUAUAAACAAAGUGACCAUCCAGCAAUUUCAGUCACCAUUGCCUAUUCAGAUCCCCUCUUCACAGGCCACCCGGGGACCUCAGCCUGGACGGUGCUUAAUUCAAACUAAAGGGCAAAGGAGUAUGGAUGGCUAUCCGGAGCAGUUUUGUGUGAGAAUAGAAAAGAAUCCUGGCCUUGGAUUUAGUAUCAGUGGAGGAAUUAGCGGACAAGGAAAUCCAUUUAAACCUUCUGACAAGGGUAUCUUUGUUACUAGGGUUCAGCCUGAUGGACCAGCAUCCAACCUGCUGCAGCCUGGUGAUAAGAUCCUUCAGGCAAAUGGACAUAGUUUUGUACAUAUGGAACAUGAAAAAGCUGUAUUACUACUGAAGAGUUUCCAGAACACAGUAGACCUAGUUAUUCAACGUGAGCUUACUGUCUAAAUAUUUUUUAUAAAUAGUGAAGAUACGUCUAGCCAGACCUAAUGUUCAAAAAUAAAUUUAUACAUAGAAACAAAUUUUGCCAAUUGCUGGACCAAUGGCAAACAUUAGUGCCAAAUGUAUAAUACGAUAUGUUAGCACUGAUCAUCCUUAAAAAUGUUAACUAUAUAAAUAUGAUGUUCAUGUGGUUAUGUAUUAGUUUUAAUUGUCAGCCUCUGGCUGUGCAUUGGUGCAGUUUUGUUUUUGUUUUUGUUUUGUUUUUUUUAAUCAAAUAAGUUUCUUCUCGAAGUGGAUUUCAUAUAAUUUCAGAGCACGGAAGCACAUACAAGCUCUUUACAAAUUCUGCUCUCCAUCAAAAACACUGCCUCAAAGUUGUAUAUGCCUUUAUAUAGAAAAUACAAAUAUAAAGAAUUGUAAUUCCCAUAAAAUAUUUCUAGCACAGGUAUAUGUUGGCAUAUAUACAAAAAGAAUAUAGAGAAAAACAAUAUUUUCAUAAACUAAACAUCUCGGAUUGAGAAAGAAACUAUAUCUUAAAAUAAGACUUUACUAUAUUGAAUCUUUUUCAAUAAAAAAUUACAUGAUAAUGCCUUAUGAAAGUAACUGUACAUAU
Odobenus rosmarus divergens (Pacific walrus) is the source of this 5247-nucleotide messenger RNA. RefSeq names its product leucine rich repeat containing 7 (gene LRRC7). Gene Ontology annotation, cellular component: postsynaptic density; postsynaptic membrane; adherens junction. Gene Ontology annotation, biological process: neurotransmitter receptor transport postsynaptic membrane to endosome; neurotransmitter receptor transport, endosome to postsynaptic membrane. The record is from RefSeq and is a predicted model, not a curated record. Bases 27 to 4640 code for a protein of 1537 amino acids. The transcript is spliced from 25 exons. Gene Ontology annotation, molecular function: protein binding. NCBI's taxonomy places the organism in Eukaryota, Metazoa, Chordata, Mammalia, Carnivora, Odobenidae.